Molecule: messenger RNA, 1673 nt
Organism: Cottoperca gobio
Lineage: Eukaryota; Metazoa; Chordata; Actinopteri; Perciformes; Bovichtidae
Product: histamine H3 receptor-like
Exons: 3
Coding region: 7-1080 (357 amino acids)
Biological process (GO): chemical synaptic transmission; G protein-coupled receptor signaling pathway, coupled to cyclic nucleotide second messenger; adenylate cyclase-inhibiting G protein-coupled acetylcholine receptor signaling pathway
Cellular component (GO): synapse; plasma membrane; dendrite
Molecular function (GO): G protein-coupled serotonin receptor activity; histamine receptor activity; G protein-coupled acetylcholine receptor activity
Source: RefSeq, a predicted model, not a curated record
GGACCCAUGUUUGUAAUUUUAAUGGUGAUGAUGGUGACUUUGGUCGUUGUAAUAGUGUUGGGUAACGCACUGGUCAUUUUGGCUUUUAAAGUGGACAAGAGUUUAAGGACACAAUGUAAUUACUACUUCCUGAAUUUGGCAAUAUCAGAUUUUCUUGUAGGGGCAUUCUGCAUCCCAGUCUACAUGCCUUACAUCCUCACAGGCAGGUGGACACUGGGCCAGGGACUGUGCAAGCUGUGGCUGGUCAUGGACUACCUCCUUUGUUCUGCGUCUGUCUUCAACAUUGUCCUCAUCAGCUACGACCGCUUCCUGUCAGUCACCAGAGCAGUAAGUUACCGUGCCAGACAGGGCAUGACUCAUCAAACCAUAAUCAGGAUGAUUGCUGUCUGGGUGCUAGCCUUUGUCCUGUAUGGCCCAGCUAUCAUAUUCUGGGAGCUGGUGGUGGGCAGAAGCCGCGUGCCAAAGGAUGAGUGCUUUGCGGAGUUCUAUUACUCUUGGUACUUCCUGCUGAGUGCCUCCAUGCUGGAGUUUUUUUCCCCUUUCAUCUCUGUGGCUUUCUUCAACCUCAGCAUUUACCUCAGUAUUCGCAGGAGGAGGCUCCACAGCAGGGAGGCCCAGCUCCACCUUCAACUGGGCAAAACCGCCUCUGCCCAGGGAAAAGGUACCUCCCUGUCCCAAAACCCGGGGGUUGGGGUGAAACUGGCUGUAAGAGGUACUAUCCACUCCCAGACCGGCUCUCCCAGUUUGGGUAAACUAGAUCCGUCAACCAGCAGGGCUGCCCACCCUAGCCGUCUGUCCAGGGAUAAGAAAAUUGCUAAGUCCCUGGCCAUCAUAGUGUGUGUGUUUGCCAUCUGCUGGGCACCGUACACCCUACUGAUGAUCAUCCGUGCUGCCUGCAGAGGGCGGUGCAUCCAGCAUCACUGGUACGAGGUCACCUUCUGGCUCCUGUGGCUCAACGCUGCUAUUAACCCAUUCCUGUAUCCGCUUUGCCACAGUAGCUUCCGCAGGGCCUUUAGCAGGAUUCUCUGCCCAAGGCGACAUACUACUCCCCUAUCAUCUGUCCUUCGUGCUGGCCAGUGACAAGCUUAUACCCACGGAAGGAUGGGGAUGAACAAUGUGCCAAAACUAUGGAUGGCAAUAUUCAAAAUCAAACCCAUAAAUUACACAGUUUCAGCAGAUGAAGAUAAACUGUGAAUCAUAGUUUGUCACAUAGAUCAUAAUUAUUGACUGUCAAUUGUGCAUUUCAGUGUUUGGAUGUAUAAGGUUGGUACUGUACAGUAUGAUGUUAUUUACAGUUUUCACAUCUAAGGUAUGUAUAAACAUCCAUCACAAGCAUGAAAGUAAUUCUCCUGUCUGAAUAUACCAACGAAAGUGUGGUGAUCAUUUAGUACAGUUUUCACAUGUAAAGAAAAGUUAUGGAUUUUGAUAUUUGUUUUGAUUGAUUUCCAUACAGGCUGGAUAUCAUUUAAUCAAUUAUGUUGUCUCUUUGUUUUGCAGCUUGUACCUUGAAUUUAUGUUAUUAUAUGAUUAUAUUAUAUUUAUCAUAUUAUAUUGAGGAUUUAUGCUCAGAAAAAGUGUUGUCUUCACUGUGACAUCCUUGCUUCAGCUAAAGUAAAACAGAUCACUAUCACCCUCUGCUGUUUACUUGAUAUUAUUAGAGAAGUACUGUGACA